This is a messenger RNA of Microtus oregoni (creeping vole), 664 nucleotides long. RefSeq names its product proteasome maturation protein (gene Pomp). The coding region runs from base 135 to 560 and encodes 141 amino acids. The record is from RefSeq and is a predicted model, not a curated record. Lineage: Eukaryota; Metazoa; Chordata; Mammalia; Rodentia; Cricetidae. The transcript is spliced from 6 exons. Gene Ontology annotation, cellular component: cytoplasm; nucleus. Gene Ontology annotation, biological process: proteasome assembly.
CACGCCCUCUUUCCUUCCUGGCCGGACGGACGCACUUCCGGCGGAUAUGGGGGGCUCGGCCCCGGAAACGGAAGUGAGCAGCUUGGCCGGCUGACUGUAGCGGGUUUAGAGGUUUGUGCCGAGCGAUUUCCAAGAUGAAUGCCAGAGGACUAGGGUCGCAGCUGAAGGACAGCAUUCCAGUUACGGAGCUCUCAGCCAGCAGGUCCUUCGAGAGUCACGAUCUUCUCCGGAAAGGGUUUUCUUGUUUGAAAAAUGAACUUCUGCCCAGCCAUCCUCUUGAAUUAUCAGAAAAAAAUUUCCAGCUCAACCAAGACAAGAUGAACUUUUCCACCCUGAGGAACAUCCAGGGACUGUUUGCUCCCCUGAAGUUACAGAUGGAAUUCAAGGCGGUGCAGCAGGUUCAGCGUCUUCCAUUCCUUCCAAGCUCAAACCUGUCGCUGGAUAUUCUGCGGGGCAAUGAUGAGACCAUUGGUUUUGAGGAUAUUCUUAAUGAUCCGUCACAGAGUGAGCUGAUGGGCGAGCCACACCUGAUGGUGGAACACAAGCUGGGCUUGCUGUGAUGCAGGUGCCGCGCAGGAACACAGAAGUGCACCUGUAGCUGCCUCCGCUACAGUCUGGCAUACACAACAUUAAAGUACUGACGAGACCGCUUGGUCACUUGGAA